This is a messenger RNA of Entrophospora sp. SA101, 2001 nucleotides long. NCBI's taxonomy places the organism in Eukaryota, Fungi, Glomeromycota, Glomeromycetes, Entrophosporales, Entrophosporaceae. The record is from the annotation of a GenBank genome assembly.
AUGAACAAAACUAGCACAAAAACAUUGAUAGCACUUUUAGUAGUUCUGAUAAGUUUUAUUUUCAUUGUCGAGUUCACAAGUCCAAUUCAAUCAAUUAAUAUUGGACAUUUACAAAAAAGACAAACUCCGGCACCACCACCAGACAACCCACCACCAAAGGAUAAUCCACCACCACCACCAAAGGAUAAUCCAUCACCAGCACCUCAACCAACACCUGAUGCAACACCCAACCCAAAUCCAUCACCACCUGCUCCAAGUGCACCACAAACACCAGCACCCAACCCAGAUGCAACACCAACACCUGAUCCAAAUGCAACACCAACACCUGAUCCAAAUGCAACACCAACACCCGAUCCAAAUGCAACACCAACACCUAAUCCAACACCUAGUCCAAAUGCACCAGCACCCAACCCAAGUGCACCACCAACACCUGAUCCAAAUGCACCAACGUCUAAUUCAACAACAACUGUUGUUAGUAUUACUAGUGAUACUACCACUAAUACAGUUAGUCCAAUUGUCGAUAGCUCAGUUGUUACUAACUCAACUGGAACUAAUGCUGAUACAAAUGCCGGUCCUAGUUCUAGUCCUAACACUGGUGUUACUUCUAUAUCAUCAACAGUUUCUCAAUCUACUACUACGUCAUAUCCACCUGGACGAGAACCAUGCACAAAAGCUGAUGAUCCAAGAUGUGAACGUAAAACAACAGAGGAUGCUACUCAUAAAUUAUGGGAGGAUUUAAGGAAUAAAGGAUUAAAGAACAAUUCUUUAGAAUUGAUUGGAAAUUACAUAUUUUUGGCAGAAAAUCAAACUUCAAUUGGUGAUAAAUUUGGUUUUAUUUUGGGGAAAUUGUUAAUUUGGUGCCUUUUGCAUGGUGGUGCCUGGCCAUCUUGGCUCCAUCCUAUGCAUUUACAUUAUAUUUGUGAUAAGAAUAUUAAUUAUAUUGAAAUCUUUAAAGAAUUAAAUCCAAAUAUAUACAAUUGCAUCAAAAAAUUAGAAUCAGGUGAUAACUCACAUUUUAAAGAUGUUAUUGAUUAUGCUAAACAUUACAAUGAGAAUAGAAUUUUUCAAAUCAAUCGGAAGGAUAUUGCAAACCAUAUUUCAAAAUUUGUAAUAUUGGAUAGUCGAAAAAAUGUAUUAGAUGACCUGAAGAAAGGAUUUAAUUAUUUUGAUCAAAUCCAGACAUUGAGAAACAUGAAUUUUACAAAAAUAUUAUCUGCUUUAUAUAUUAAAUUAGAAGGUAAAAUGGUCUGGUGCCAAUUUGAUCAUGUAUAUAAUGAAAAAAUCUUUAAAAACGAAAAGGCCAAAAGUGAAUUAUAUACUUUGUUAAAAAAUUGGGUUUUAAAUCAAAAUGAAACAACACUUGAUAAAUUUUUAAAGUUUAUAACUGGUUGUAAUCGUUUUCCUGUCAAAGAAAAAAUCAAAGUCCACUGGAGGGUUAGUAAUUCAAAAAAAAUGUUAGGACGUAUUCCAAUGGCAAACACUUGUUCCUGUGUGUUGAUUCUAUGUGAAAAUUUUGAAUUAUCCGAGGGUGAUAAAAAAGCUUUUGAAGAAAGUUUGGUGAUUGCAUGUGAAAAUAAUGAAGGAUUUUCAGAAUCCAGCAUAAUAAAAAUCAAUUAUGAUUGUCCAAUUUUUCAAGGAAUGAAUCCAUCAAUACCUCAAAAUCAAAACCAUCAACCUUUAUAUACAAGCAAUAAUGAUAAUUUACAAUCCAAUUUUUCUCAUCAACAACAACUACUUAAUACAUUUGACAAUUCACAAUCAUCAGCUAAUUCUAAUUUAUGUUUUCAACAAUCAUGCAAUAUCUUUGAUAAUCCACAAUAUAAUGUGUCUCAUCAACAAUUUUUUCCAAAUGUUAACUUAAAUUUUUCACAACAACCAUCCAACAACUUUGUUGAACCACAGUUUAAUGUUACUCAACCUUUAGAUUACAACUCAUUCUCUAGGCUCCAAAAUUACAAUACUUACAGUUAUAAUCCUUUAAAUCUAACUAAUAAUCAGUGA